Molecule: messenger RNA, 541 nt
Organism: Dreissena polymorpha
Lineage: Eukaryota; Metazoa; Mollusca; Bivalvia; Myida; Dreissenidae
Product: catenin beta-like
Exons: 2
Coding region: 222-485 (87 amino acids)
Source: RefSeq, a predicted model, not a curated record
UCUCAACAUUAAGUUAAUCUUUCAUCCAGCUUCAUAAGUUGAACCGUAGUAAAUAUAAAAGUUUGAAAACACUUUCUUUAUUAUCAAUUUUGAAGCAUAUGUUAGCAAAACAACACUUAAUUCCAAAUAGUCAAAACACCACGAUUUUUCAAUCUAAAGGUACCUGACCACUUUUCCCAAAAUUUAAAAAAUAUUCUUAGCCCAUUCGUAAAUGUUUGUCAAUGGUUUCAGUGAACCCAUGGUACAUGGACCUUUCGGAGAUGCCUAUGGACAACAAUCACCAACAGACAACGACGUGGCAGCAGAACCAGUACAUGGCUGUCUCUGGUAUUCAGUCUACAGCUCAGGCGCCGUCCCUGAGCGUGAAGAGCCACGUGGAUGACCUUGAUGGGCCAGACCACAACAAGGACAACGGGCGCAUAAUGUUUAACUGGAACCACCAGGGCAUGGGGGCAGAGCUUUACACAGGAAACGGUUGUCGAUGAGUUUUUCUCUAAUCAGUGGACUUAUGCCGAGAACCAAAAAUCAUAAUCUUUACAUU